Messenger RNA from Gadus chalcogrammus (walleye pollock), 4849 nucleotides. RefSeq names its product WASH complex subunit 4 (gene washc4). Gene Ontology annotation, biological process: endosome organization; endosomal transport. Gene Ontology annotation, cellular component: WASH complex; endosome. NCBI's taxonomy places the organism in Eukaryota, Metazoa, Chordata, Actinopteri, Gadiformes, Gadidae. The transcript is spliced from 33 exons. The coding region runs from base 97 to 3609 and encodes 1170 amino acids. The record is from RefSeq and is a predicted model, not a curated record.
CACCGGUGGCCAUUUACGGUCAUGAGUCAAAUCACGGGACCUUCCAGCCAAACGUAACUAUUUUCCGACGCAGCAAUAUUGUACUUGGAUGACAGUAUGGCUGGAGAAACGAUCGCACCUGACUGGGAGUUUGAUCGUUUUGACGAUGGGUCACAGAAAAUCCACACUGAGGUCCAGCUCAAGAACUAUGCGAAAUUCCUCGAGGAAUACACAUCCCAGCUGAAAGGCAUAGAGGAUGCCCUGGAUGAGUCCAUAGGAGAUGUUUGGGAUUUCACCCUGGACCCUAUUGCACUGAAGCUUGUUCCACGUGAACAGUCGUCCCUACUGGAGUUAAUUAAAACAGACAACAAGGUUCUGAACAAGGUCAUCACAGUAUAUGCUGCUCUCUGCAGUGAAGUGAAGAAGCUUAAGUAUGAGGCAGAAACCAAGUUUUACAAUGGUCUGUUGUACUAUGGGGAAGGAGUGUCGGAAACCAGUGUUGUUGAAGGAGAAUCCCAGAUUCAGAUGGGUAGAUUCAUAUCAUUUCUACAGGAAUUGUCCUGUUUUGUGUCCAGAUGUUUUGAGGUGGUCGUCAACAUUGUGCAUCAGCUGGCAGCCCUUUACAAUAACAACAAAGGUUCAGCGAAAAUCAUUGAAUCAUCGGGGGUCCAUUUCCAGACCGUGUAUGAGCACCUCGGAGAGCUACUGGUGGUACUGCUGACCCUGGACGAGAUCAUGGAAAACCAUGGUACACUUAAGGAGCACUGGCAGAUGUACAAAAGGUUGCUUAAGUCAGUGCACCAUAACCCGGGUAAAUUCUCCAUCCGGGAAGAGAAACUGAAACCUUUUGAGAAGCUCCUUCUGAAGCUGGAAGGACAGCUGCUUGAUGGAAUGAUACUGCAGGCUUGUGUGGAGCAGAGGUUCGAUGACCCUGCUGAAGGAGUGUCUGUGGCCAAAAACAGUGCAUUCGCCGAAGAGUUUGCCUUCAACAUACGCACAAUAUUCACUAAUGUGGAGUCCAAGAUCGGUGAGCCUUCUGAAAUAGACCAAAGGGAUAAGUACGCCGGGGUCUGCAGUCUCUUCGUGCUUCACUUUUACAUCUUCAGGACCGUUGACAAGAAGCUUUACAAAUCUCUCCUGGAUGUCUGUAAAAAGGUUCCCGCUGUGACGCUGACUGCUAACAUCCUCUGGUUCCCCGACAAUUUCCUCAGUACCAAGGUGCAGGCGGCGGCCAAGAUGCUGGACAAGAAGAGCCUGCAGGCCAUCAAGGCACAGAGGGACACGUACCUACUGCACAAGUCCCAGGCGCUCACAAAGGACGUGCAGUCAUACUAUGUAUUUGUGACCUCCUGGAUGAUGAAGAUGGAGGCUAUCCUGUCGAGGGGGCAUCGAAGUGAGAAGUUGGCAGAGGACUUAAACGGCAGAUGUAAUAUCUUCCUACAGGGAAUCCUUUAUGCCUAUAGCAUCAGUACCAUCAUCAAGACCACCAUGAACAUGUACAUGUCCAUGCAGCGGCCCAUGACCAAGACCUCUGUGAAGGCCCUCUGUCGACUGGUCGAGGUGCUCAAGGCUGUGGAGCACACCUUCCACCGGCGCUCUAUGGUGGUGGCGGACUCUGUCUCCCACAUAACCCAGCAGCUUCAGUCACAGGCCCUGAACGCCAUCGGUACCGCCAAGAGGAGAGUGAUCUCUGACAAGAAGUACAGCGAGCAGCGGCUGGACGUCCUGUCGUCACUGGUGCUGGCGGAGAACGCCCUCAACGGGCCCAGCACCCGGGAGCGCCGCCUGGCCAUCUCCCUGGCCCUGAGCGUGGGAACCCAGAUGAAAACCUUCAAGGACGAGGAGCUGCUGCCCUUACAGCUGGUGCUGAAGAAGCUGGAUCUGAUGAGCGAGCUGAAGGAGAGGGUCAGGCUCCAGUGUGACUGCAGCUUCCUGUACUGGCACAGGGCUGUGUUUCCCAUCUACCUCGACGACGUGUACGACAACGCAGUGGAUUCAGCACGGCUACACUACAUGUUCACGGCCCUGAGGGACUGCGUGCCGUGCAUGUUGCACGCCAAGCACGUGGAGUCAUGUGACCAGCUGCUGGAGUGCUACCACGAGGAGAUCAUGGACGUGUUCCACGAGCACCUGUUGGACAAGCUGUGCAAGGACAUCGAGAAGGACCUGCGUCUCUCGGUCCACACCCACCUGAAGCUGGACGACAGGAACCCCUUCAAGGUGGGCCUGAAGGACCUGGCCCACUUCUUCUCCCUCAAGCCCGUCCGCUUCUUCAACCGCUUCGUGGACAUCAAAGCCUAUGUGACCCACUACCUGGACCAGACCUUCUACAACCUGACCACGGUGGCGCUGCACGACUGGGCCACCUACAGCGAGAUGAGGAACCUGGCGUCCCAGCGCUACGGCCUCAGCAUGACCGAGGCCCACCUGCCCAGCCAGACCCUGGAACAGGGACUGGACGUGUUGGAGAUCAUGAGGAACAUCCAUGUGUUUGUCUCCCGCUACCUCUACAACCUCAACAACCAGAUCUUUAUUGAGAAGGCCAGUAACAAUAAGCACUUGAACACCAUUAACAUCCGCCACAUCGCCAACUCCAUCCGUACCCACGGCACCGGCAUCAUGAACACCACGGUGAACUUCACCUACCAGUUCCUCCGCAAGAAGUUCUACAUCUUCAGCCAGUUCAUGUACGACGAGCACAUCAAGUCCAGGCUGAUCAAGGACAUCCGCUUCUACAGGGAGACCAAGGACGAGUCCGACCAGAAGUACCCUUUUGAUCGAGCUGAGAAGUUCAACCGCGGCAUCCGAAAGCUGGGCAUCACCCCCGAUGGCCAGAGCUACCUGGACCAGUUCAGACAGCUCAUCAGCCAGAUAGGUAACGCCAUGGGCUACGUGCGUAUGAUACGCUCUGGAGGACUUCACUGCUGCAGCAGUGCUAUCAGGUUUGUCCCAGAUCUGGAGGACAUUGUCAACUUUGAGGAGAUGGUGAAAGAAGAGGGGCUGUCAGAGGAGACCCAGAAAGCUGCCAGUGUUCUGGAUGCCGUCCUGGGGGACCUCACCAGUAACUCUGCCGAGGGAACCGAGUACUUCAAGAAGCUAGUGGGAGUGUUUGCACCCGAGUUCCGGAGCGCCAAGAACAUGCACCUGCGGAACUUCUACAUGAUCGUUCCACCACUGGCGGUGAACUUUGUGGAGCACUCCAUCGGCUGUAAGGAGAAGCUCAACAAGAAGAACAAGAGCGGGGCGGCCUUUACGGACGACGGCUUCGCCAUGGGCGUGGCCUACAUCCUGAAGCUUCUGGACCAGUACCUGGAGUUUGACUCCCUGCACUGGUUCCAAGCCGUCCGGGACAAGUACAUAAAGGAGAUGAACGCAGUGGUAAAGGAGCAGAGCGUUCAGGCCACCAGCCAGGACGAGAAGCUCCUGCAGACCAUGAACCUCACCCAGAAGAGACUGGAAAUCUACCUCCAGGAGUUUGAGCUCCUGCACUUCUCCUUGAGCAGCGCCAGGAUCUUCUUCAGAGCCGACAAGACGGCGGCUGAGGAGAUCCAGGAGAAGAGAGAUAGAAAAUCGAACAAAGCAGAAGGAUCGUCGGUAGGCUCCAACCCUACAGAAGCGGCCGCAAAGUGACCUUCAACGGGAGAGAGUACUGUAGCGUUAGACGGCGUGUCAUGUCAGCGAUGUCAGGCACAGAAGAAGAGCAGAAUCCGUCGGGUACCACUGUGAAUGAAGACGCCCCCGGUCUGUGGUGUAACUAGUCAGGGACUGAUUCGCCAUUUUUGGACGGACCCAUCUGGACGUCAAUGCAGCCUUUCUGCUUUUAUUUUAUUUUUACUCUAUUGACUCUAUUGCAUUCAGUUAUAUCACAAGUGAGAUUGUACCAUUGGAUGGCAAAAAAUGAAAACAUCUUUCUUCUAGAUUGUGACUUUAGCCUUCAGAGUAGACUGUUUACACAAUACUAACAUUCCUGUAGCCAUUGACAAUAAUGUUAUUUUUUCAUAGUGCAACUCGUGGCUAAAACUUAACUUUCCAAUUAUUUGUUAUUAAUGUCAUUGCUUUGAUUGUAUGUAUUGUUCUUUGCACAUAUUUCUAAUGUUUGCGGUUUGUAAUUGUUUUUUUCUCCUGUAUUAUCGACGCUUUCACCCAUCCAUGCUUAGAUAUGGUCAUUCCGAUUUCAUAAUUGUAUGGUAGCCUGUCUUAAAGCAAUGCCUUUUGGAUGAAUUAGAAUCCAUUUGUCUGACAUUUUGAAUGUUCUCAAAUUGCACAUUGAACUUGUGUUGGUGCCGUAUUUGUUUGUGCCAUUUUGGAGAUUUUGAGUUUAUUCGUUGACAUUCAUUCAUGAUUGCUUGGAGUAGCUACAUGGUUGCUUGUUCAGUAAGCAGGAGAUAUCUAUAGCACAGAUGCUCCAACAAUACUCUCCCUUAACUUUCAUUUUUAGAAAUGUUUCCUGAAAUAUUACGCAUAAUAUGCAGCCUAAAACAGCAACCAGAUUAGAAAAUGAUUUGAAAUGGGACUCGCCAUGUUGAAAUGAAGGAUUGUCUAGUGUCUAGACAAUCUCCUUAAUGAUCUGUAUCUAUAUUCACUGAACUGAUUUAGGAUGAGUAGAAAUAACCAUUUUUGUAAAUAUUUACAGGAUGACUUGACGUGUGUUGAUUCCAAACCUGACCUCUGUUGAACUGAAAAUAAAUAAAGUCAGUUGAUGGUAUUUUAUACACGAUUAAGUGUAAUUAUUUUUCCCAUUUCUGAAAAGGUUAAUUCAAAUGGCCUAUUUGAUGAGCGGAGAAUGGUUAUUGUCCGUUGCAAAACAAGAAAAGACAAAGUUGUUCAGGAAAGCCUUUUCUGCUUUAAUACAAAUAAAAGCUUAACUUCA